Messenger RNA from Dermacentor andersoni, 2871 nucleotides. RefSeq lists its product as uncharacterized. The record is from RefSeq and is a predicted model, not a curated record. Gene Ontology annotation, molecular function: iron ion binding; heme binding; monooxygenase activity. Lineage: Eukaryota; Metazoa; Arthropoda; Arachnida; Ixodida; Ixodidae.
UCGCGAGCGCCAGCCGCGUGGUGCCAUGGAGCCCGUACCACCAUUGUACAAGCCCCUGCUGCACAGCAGAAUUGUUUCAGCCUGCGUAUCUGUAGCGGUGAUUGCGGUGCUCUUCUACUGCGCACGGAUGCUGACCCGCACGAUUCGUGCCUACGCUUGCCUAUGGAACAUUCCGCAUCCGUACGAGCGCUUUCCUUUCUGCUUGCUCCUGGAUCUGUGGCAACGCGUCGCCUCGAUGGACUCGUCGCUCGAAGUACCAGCCAAAAUAUUCAACUAUUUGGAUUCAGUGUUUUAUCAAAUCCAUGACCAGGACGUUACGGUUGCCUUCUAUGGCCCCAAGCCAUUUCUAAUCGCCGUGACCCCCGACACUGUUGAGCGGGUGCUGUCAAGCACAGAGAAUGUAAACAAGUCAUUCCUGUACGCCAUGUUAAAAAGCUGGGUAGGCAAUGGCCUGUUGACAAGCGAGAAGGCGAUAUGGAAGACACGCAGGAAGGUGCUCACACCGGCGUUCCACUUUCGCAUCCUCGACGAGUACGUGCCCAUUAUGAACCGAAGGGCGGCCCUGCUGUGCGACAAGCUGGCCGCGCUGGGAAGGGACCACUUCGACGUGCUACCAGUGAUGAGGAUUGCGACAUUCGGCAUUCUUUUCGAGACUGCUAUGGGAAUAAAGCUUGACGAAGAGGAUGUCAAGAAAACUGGAUUCCUGAAAGUGAACGACGAAAUUGCUACGGCUAUCGUUACGAGGAUGAUGAAUAUACACCACUGGCCGGAAUUCAUUUACAAGCGCACCGAGGUUGGCAGAAAAUUUUAUGAGAAAGUGGAGCUGAUAAAGAAAUACACUCGAGAUAUCCUCAGCUGCCGCAAGAAGACCUACAAUAUUGAAGGCGGCGAGGCUGUGCAGAAGAAGAGUUUCAUGGACAUCCUUCUUCGCAUGCACAUGGAGGAGGGAAUCUUCACGGAAGAGGAAAUAAGAGAGGAGGUCAACACAUUCAUGAUUGGGGGAUUCGACACAACUGCAACGGCAGCUUCUUUCGCUAUGCACCUACUGGGAAACCACCCGGAGGCUCAGUCGAAGGUUCACGAAGAACUAGACGCCGUGUUUGGCUCUGACCGAGAACGACCUGUAACCAGAGAGGACAUUGCACAGCUAAAGUACUUGGACUGCGUCAUAAAGGAAACCCUUCGGCUUUACCCACCGAUUCCGGCUAUUGCAAGGAAGCUCGGAGAAGACCUCAUUCUUGGAAAGCAUACAAUACCGAAGGGAACCGUCACAAUCAUCUUCAUAUACUUCAUGCAUAGGCACCCACGGUUCGUACCCAAACCGAACGACUUUACACCAGAGAGGUUCCUAGAGUUCGACAAGGAACGCCACCCGUUUCUCUACAUCCCUUUCGCCGGCGGCGCUCGCAAUUGCAUAGGGCAAAAAUUUGCUCAGCUGGAGGACAAGAUUCUUUUGGCUCAGAUCCUGAGACGGUUCAAGGUGGAAUCGAAGACCCGUAGCGAAGACCUGCAGAUGUCGCUAGAGCUCGUCUUGCGUCCCACACAAGGCCUGCACAUAAAGCUGACGCCAAGGAAUCACGCGAUAAUGCGGAAAAGAAAGGAGGCACUGAAGGCCAAAGGCGCCGAGAAGGACUACACAGGGUCUUUCUUGGAUAUCCUUCUUCAAAUGCAUUUGGAGGACGGAUCAAUCACGGAGGAGGAAGUCCUCGACGAAACAGUCACAAUAUUUGCCGCGGGCUAUGAUACCACCGCUGCACUAGCCUCUUACUGCCUUUACCUGCUGGGAAACUAUAGAGAUGUUCAAGUUGCGUUACAUAAUGAGAUCGACAGAAUUUUCGGAGAUGACGUACACCGGCCUGUAACUACUGAUGAUUUGAGGAGCAUGAGGUAUCUGAGCUGCAUCAUAAAGGAAACAUUGCGGCUUUAUCCAUCGGUUCCUAUCAUGGGACGUUACAUAGAAGAGGAUAUGAAAAUUGGAACCCAACUGAUACCGAAGGGAACAAUGGCCUUGGUUCUCAUCUAUUUCUUGCAUCGCCACCCCCGUUUCCACAAGAAUCCAAGUUGUUUCACACCCGAGAGGUUUCUAAGUGAAGUUUCACGUCCUCCACAGUACGCCUACAUGCCUUUCUUUGGUGGACCAAGGAACUGCAUAGGUAUUAGCACUCUUUUUCAUCUCGCGGCCUUGGAAACUAACAAUGAAUUUUUCAACUAUAUUGGAGAUGUCAUUUCCAAGAUACACGAGGAAGAGGUAACUAUUGCAUAUUACGGUCCUCAGCCAUUUCUCCUCGGUAUUUCACCGACAGUGUUCGAGCACGCAGUUCAGGACCAGGAGUCCCUACGCCUGUACCCACCAGUUCCUCUCAUCGCUCGGAACAUAGAUGAAGACGUGCACAUCGGAAAACACACUAUUCCAAAAGGAACGGUUGCAGUAUGUGCCAUUUAUUUUUUGCAUCGACAUCCUAAUGUCUACAAGGAACCGAACGCAUUCAUGCCGGAAAGGUUCAUGGAGACUGAGAACGUCAGCCCCUUCGCUUACGUUCCCUUCUCCGCUGGAUCCAGGAAUUGUAUUGGCCAAAGGUUUGCCCAACUGGAGGAGAAAAUUAUGCUGGCCCACAUCCUAAGAAACUUCAGUGUGGAAUCCCUGGUACCCAAGGAGGAGCUUCAGCUGCAACUAGAAAUAGUACUAAGGCCUCUGCAGGGAAUACAACUGAAGCUGACACCUCGCCAAUGUAGGUCUCACCAUUAAGUUUUCGUUAAGAGAUUUGCGAGGUCAGUUACAGGACAAAGGUUAUUUCCUGUGUUUCCAACCUCAGUAAUAAGGUCGAAUAAACGUCGCCCGCUAUCGCCAGUGGCCAGUACAACUUUCUACAA